This is a messenger RNA of Nicotiana tabacum (common tobacco), 300 nucleotides long. The record is from RefSeq and is a predicted model, not a curated record. Lineage: Eukaryota; Viridiplantae; Streptophyta; Magnoliopsida; Solanales; Solanaceae.
AUGAAUAGAAAAAACAGCCCUGUGCAGCAGAAAUUUCUCAUGAUGCACACUGCUCUCCUUCAAUUCCCUGGCGCGGGUGUCAACCCGGCCCACACUCACCCUCGUGCAUCCGAGUAUCAGUACCAUACUGAUUGGAAUAAAUUGGCUACAGCUGUUUCUGCAUUUGGUAGCUCGAAUGAAGGAACCGUUUCACUUCCAACAACUCUGUUUGCUACUGGAAUCGAUGAUCAGAUUCUCGCAAAGUCAUUCAAGACUGAUGUUACUACCAUUCAAAAGAUCAAGGCUGGUCUUUCAUUCUAG